Molecule: messenger RNA, 7497 nt
Organism: Neodiprion virginianus
Lineage: Eukaryota; Metazoa; Arthropoda; Insecta; Hymenoptera; Diprionidae
Gene: fz2
Product: frizzled-2
Exons: 2
Coding region: 539-2464 (641 amino acids)
Biological process (GO): canonical Wnt signaling pathway; non-canonical Wnt signaling pathway
Cellular component (GO): plasma membrane
Molecular function (GO): Wnt-protein binding; Wnt receptor activity
Source: RefSeq, a predicted model, not a curated record
CAGUGCGUGCGCGACCGUAAGAGAGGCAGCAGCAGCGGUGGCGUCGUUCGGUUGUUUCGCGGUUGUUUGAGAAGUGUGUUUUUCGGAACCCGAGGCUGCGCGGCGCGGCGCGAACGAGCGGCGCACGGGACGGAUAAUCAAAAUAUUUAAACUCGCGGGGAAGCCCCUGACUCACCGUGGAUUUCGGAUAAGGGAGUGAGAGGGAGAGAGAGAGGAGAAGACGCAUUUAUGAACCUGAUUUAGUGCCUGUGUACGUUUAAAAUCUCCCGCCGCCCGCGGUGCGGGUUCUAAAAAGCAUCCCGGCAAGUUUUAAAACUCAACCCCACAUAACCCUGUUUAUUAUUCUAUUUUGAUAAACGUGCGUGAUAAUGGAUUAAUUUUCUUCAACAACACAAAACCUGUUUAAACAACCCCGCAAUUUACACUCUGUGCUUAGCGUACGCCAGUGCUCACCUACGGCACCGGCAACCACACGAUAAAUUAAGGCCGAAGUGAUGCAACGGACAGGCUUUUGAAGGAGUGCGGUUUCGCCGUGAAGAUGGGUCCCUGUCGAGGCACGACGGGUGCUUUGGUGGCGCUGCUUAUCCUCCAGGGAAGCCUUUGGGGCGCGGAAUCGGAUUCAACUAUUGGCGCGUCGAGCGGAAGUCCCUCGGGAUCGGGGCUUGGCUCUUCGAGUUCCGGGGGCCACUCGAGCCUCGGAGGUUCAACGGGUAAUGGAAGGUGCGAGGAGAUAACGAUACCGAUGUGCAGGUCGAUCGGUUACAACCUGACCGCGAUGCCGAACGAGCUCAACCACGACACGCAGGAGGAGGCCGGCCUCGAGGUCCAUCAGUUCUGGCCCCUGGUCGAGAUAAAGUGCUCGCCGGACCUCAAGUUUUUCCUCUGCUCGAUGUAUACGCCGAUCUGUCUACCGGAGUACUCCAAGCCGCUUCCGGCCUGCAGAAGCGUCUGCGAGAGGGCAAGAGCAGGCUGCGCACCGCUGAUGCAGCAGUACGGGUUCUCCUGGCCGGAGCGGAUGGCCUGCGAGCGGUUGCCAAAUCACGGAGACCCGGAGAACCUCUGCAUGGAACAGGACAACCACACUAGCAGCGCCGCUAGCAGCGCCCCCAUGCCGCCCCCACCACGGCCGACGAAGCCGUCGAGGCCGACGCAGCCGCCGAGGUGCAAGCCGGGUAAAAAUCAAAAAAACUGCCAAAAUCCCCCAGGGGAAAGGGCGAGGGAGUGCGCGUGUCGAUGCAGAGCACCUCUCGUACCUCUGGGGGUCGGCGGGGCGGUAAGCAGCGUGGCCGUCGGGGGGGCGCCAAGUCUGGGGGUGGGGAUGGGUCUGGGACUCCCGCAGGACAUUGCCGGGGUCCCAGACUGCGCCCUACCCUGCCACGGCGCGUUUCUCACCCACGAGGAACGCGGGUUCGCGGCGGUCUGGCUCGCACUGUGGAGCGGCCUUUGCGCCGCAAGCACUCUCAUGACCGUGACCACCUUCCUGAUCGACACCCAACGCUUCAAGUACCCUGAACGGCCGAUCGUCUUUCUCUCGGCGUGUUACUUCGUCGUGUCGCUGGGUUACCUGGCACGCAGCGUCCUAGGGCACGAGGAGAUCGCUUGCGAGGGUCCGGCACUAAGGUCCGGGGCCCAAGGCCCUGGCGCCUGCGUCACGGUCUUCCUGAUGAUAUACUUCUUCGGUAUGGCAUCGUCGGUCUGGUGGGUCAUACUCGCGUUCACUUGGUUCCUCGCCGCCGGUCUCAAGUGGGGUAACGAAGCGAUCGCCUCCUACUCCCAGUACUUCCACCUCGCAGCCUGGCUCGCCCCGACGGCCCAGACCGUUUGGGCCUUACUGGCCGGCGGCGUCGCCGGCGAUCCGGUCGCCGGAGUUUGCACCGUUGCUCCGGAGGGCGUUCGCACCUUUAUUCUGGCUCCGCUACUCGUCUAUCUGCUAUUGGGCACGAGCUUCCUGCUGGCCGGGUUCAUCAGCCUCUUCCGGAUCCGGUCGGUCCUGAAACGUCAGCCCGGCGCGAAGGCUGACAAACUCGAGAAGCUCAUGAUUCGCAUCGGCGUUUUCUCGGUCCUUUACACCGUGCCAGCUAGCGCGGUCCUUGCCUGUCACCUAUACGAGUCCACCCUCAGGGACGAGUGGUUAAGGUCCCUGGCCUGCCCUUGUCAGCCGCGGGCACGACCUCUCUACUCGGUUCUCAUGCUCAAGUACUUCAUGGCCCUUGCGGUCGGCAUCACCUCCGGUGUAUGGAUAUGGAGCGGGAAGACCCUCGACUCCUGGCGGCGGCUGUGGCGUAGACUGUUCGGAUCGGGCCCCGGCAACACCGGCGUCAAGGGGGGUGUCGGCCGCGCUGGGCCUCAGUACCCCCCACCACCCGCCGGCGGGGCUCUUCUCCCACCCGGCAGCGUAGCCAGCGCUUCUCAGCACCACCUUCACCACCACGUGCUCAAGCAGCCGCCCCUCUCGCACGUAUGACGUCACCAGUCGGCGGGGGGCGACAUGAGCACCGCGGGUUGCGAGCACCAGGAAAGACCGUCCGCGCUUAGCAACUACGGACCCAUUUAGCCCUUCGCCCCGGCCUCCAGGAGGCACGCGUCCUCGACUCACCAACAACCACCCACCUCCCACACCGCUCCUCACACUCCUCACACCGCUCCUCACACACCCCAUUCAGCAGCUACCAUUUACUCGAGGAGGUCACUCGCGUCCACCAUGGGACCACUCACUCCGGCCCAUGCUCUCACACCGUCCUACAAUCAGGCCACAGAGGUGUGAGACGGGGAGCGGGAUCACCGUAAGGGAUUCUCUAUUGGCAAGGCAGUCUCAAAAAUUACGGUGUUUGAGAAAAAAAAAUUUUUCACCGAAAUUCUCGCAUCUCACACGAUAACGAUCGAACAACGUCUCGUUACGGUGGUUUCUUUGGUUUUGUCCUAGCACUGAUAUCAUCCAUUUUCGAUUUCUCGUUUCUUAAUAUAUUUAUUUUAUAGAAACUUAAAUUUGACUCGAAGACAGCGCAAUUUUAACCGUUAAUUUUUUUUUUUGUCCUCUCAUGACGACACUUUUUAUGAUUGUAGGUACAAUACGAUUAUAUAUAUCUGAAGUUUGAAAGACUAUCGAUAAAGUUUAUCGGUUCAAUGGAUAGAUUUGUACAUUCGGGAUCAACAAUGUCUUUGCACAACGAAUAUCUACUUUCAUUUUUGCACAUUUCAAAAAUUGUUUUCCGGCAGCUUCAUUCUUAGACAUUUCUCGCAAUCGGACGCAGUGAUGAAAUGAAAAAUGCAUAUUUUUGAGAUUUCGAUUCGAAAAAUUUCUUUCGAACACCUGGAAAAUUAAAAAAAAAAAAAAAAAAAAAUGCCCGCCUGUUUGAGGCUUAUGUGAAACAUAUGUCGCGUGUACAUACAUGGAGAAAACCUUGGAAAGAUGAUGGUGAGGGGUUGUGUUCAAAACGUGAAUCAGCGAGUCUGAUUUUAAUACCUAAAUUUACUCGAGAGCCUCGAGUGAGUGUCAGAGCUUUUGCCAAAAUGUCUUUAUUCACUAUCCGCCAUCCGAUACGUCUCAGAUAAAGUUAUCGAUAGAUAUUUCUUCACCUCUGUUGCUCAUGGACAUUCGGUACUCUGUUGCACGGUGGAUAUUUUCCGGAGGAACCAGUGUCUGAGUUUGAUACGAACCGUUCGAAAAUACGCUAUCUUACUGCUCAUUCGAUGUGAACCAGUGAUAAAUAAGAGUAAAUUAAUGAUUGCAAAGUGUAAAUAUCACGAAAAAAUCCGAUUUGGAGUGACUUGAAUGUACCAAAAUCCUGAAAUUAUCGAACUAAAGUUUCCGUUUUGUACAUUUUUAUGAAUCGUACGAAUAUCUUGAAAUUUCCAAGUUGACCGUGAAGUAAAAAUUCUCGUUCACCUAAUGAACAAAAUUUGAAAUAAAAUAUUCUGGGUCCCCGUAAUUUCCCGCGCGCUCAAAAUUUAGGAACCGAUAAAAAGUAGAAGCAUAUUCGAUUAUAAAUCCUAAACAAUAUAAAAUGAGGAGAAAGAAAUACAUGACUAGCUAUAAGAGUUGGCUAUACAGGAUGGUCCUGCAGCGCUUGCCGAAAUACGUAAAUCCCGUGUCUUAGAACGAGCCUAGAGCCGAAAAAAUCUUGCGUCGUCGGCGUGAAUGGUUUAUUUAUUGUUAACGUUUUCUUUCUUUUUAUUUUCUUUAAAAAUCACAAAAUAAAAAAAGAAAGAAAACGAAAACUAUAUUGUGAGUUGGAUCGUCUUGGAACACUGAAACGCCUCGUCGACCGGAAGUAGAUAUGUCUUGACGCUAGGCUCCUUCUCCUAUUAUAUUACUAUGUACUAUGUAAACCCGCCACAUAAUUCUUUCAUCUCUUUCUUCUCUCUCUCUCUCUCUCCCUCUCUCUCUCUGUCUAUAUCCACCCCCUCCCCCUCCCCCUCCUUUUUCAACUUUUACACUUUUCACGUAUGUAAUAACGUUUGCGGACAUUCCGUGAGUCCGUUUCUGUCCGUCUCUCUGUGUGUGUGUCGUUUCGUCUAUUUAUCUAUACAUAAGCGUAGCAUAUUAUAGCUGUAACAAUACAUAAUACAACAUAAAAAUAGCGGUAGUAGUAGUAAUAAUAAUAAUAAUGAUAAUAAUAAUAAUCAUAAUAAUAAUAAUAAUCGUAAUAAAUAUAACUAUAAUACAGCAGGAUUCGCGACGCUCGUCAACGUAUUUCCGGUAUCCACUAUUUAAUAAUGUAUCACCGUAUUAUAUACCCAAUAAUACAUUAGUUAUAGAUUUUUCUACGUCAUUGUAAAACGCGUUUUCAUCUUCAUCGAUUCCCGCUCUUAGAAAUUACGUGUGUAGAACAUUUCGCAACGAACCACGGAUGACGGAUCGGUAUAAUUUGUCGUUUGAAAAAAGUUUGAAGGUAGAAGGAAAAAAAAAAACAAACUAUAACGAACAUUUUUGCCCGUCAUCGCUUUUCAAUAUUAUAUAUACAUGUGUGUAUAAUGACAGAUGAAGGAAACUUGACAUAAAAAAUAAUUUCUCAUCUCACCGAAGAGGUAUGUGAAAGUAAUUGGAGACCGUUAAUAGGUUGUCGAAUAGUCGUGAUUUGUAAAGAUUUUGAAAAAAUCGUUUACAAUUGGAUAACUAUUGAAAUGAGAAUUAUAAUUGAAGUAAAUGCUAAUUACGACAGUAGUUAUUAUUAAUAUAUAUAAUUAUUAUAAUAAUUAUGCCAUUGUACAUACCACACGAUUAGGGUUUAGAUCAUUGUAAAUAAAUUAUCAUUAUCCUUAUACGUACAUAUUAAUAAUAAGAAUAUUGACUAUAUGUAUAUAUACAUAUAUACAUGAUAUAUUAUUAAAUACGAAAUCGUAGAAUUUAGAGUGUACAGGUGAAAUAAUAAUAUAAUCGCAUUGCCGAAUGGACGGUUCGAUCGGAAAUUACGUUGACGUUGGGAGUGUUGAACAAAAGAUAUGAAAAUAUUUAGUUUACAUUAUUAUUUUUAUUCACUUCGUCAUUCUCAUACGGAGUAAUUUUUACGGUCUAUAACUGUAUAAUGAAUAAUCCUCGCCUUCGAUAUGUCCAAAAAAAUUUAUUCGAAGGUAAAUCGUCCUCCGUCUUUCAAUUUUUUACCACACCCCGUAUCUUUCUUGUUCUGUGCUAUUCCCCCCCCCCCCCCCCCCCCCCCCUCCAUUAUAUUAAUCUUUCUUUCGUUUGUUUUCACGUAAAAAAAAUUGAAAUGAACAUAGCGUGAGAAUCCGAAAUAUUACACGUUUCGGAAUACCCUGUUUUUUUGUUUCAUUUUUUCUUUCGUAAUUCUCUUUCCGUUUUUUGUCUUCUUGUUUCAUCAUCGUUUUCUUUAUCAGUUUCCAUAAUACUUAACGGCUGUAGAAACAACGCGAUGUACAUUGUAUUCAAAAUACCUGUGGUAGGUAGUCGAUAUAUAUACACACACACACACAUACAUAUACAACACGAGGUCAUAACAAAUAACAUUUUCCCCUCCGAGUGAGAAAAAAAAAAGACCAUCGGGUAAAAGCAAGUCGUAAUAAACCUGAUAAAACGCGAUAACUGCAAAACCAAAAGCGGCAGCUGCACUUUUGAAGAAAAAAGUUAUUCGUGCAGUCUUUGACAAGGGGGGGGGAGGGGGGGGGGGCGAAAAAAAAACUAAACGCAAGAAAACAUUAACAUAAAAUUGCAAACUCACAGUGAUAAUUGCACGCGUUGAAAAUCGUAAAAUCGUAAUUCAUAAGAUACGUAUCUUUUUUUGAAUUGCGUUGCGUUGCGUCGCGUUUAAAGACACGUGACCGCCUCGAAAAUAACUCAAAAACCAUAAACUUAUAUAUAUAUAUAUAUAUAUACGUAUUAUCUGUAUGGACACACAAAUGUGAUUUCUAUUAACGAGACUCUUAGUACAUAAUUUAUACUAUAUAUAUAACUGCUCGACACUUGCCGCAAAUUAUUAUAUGCGCAUGAAUUAAAAAAAAAAAAAAAGAAAAAAAAUAGUGAAGAAAAAACUGCUCUGCCAAACGACCGUUAUACUAAUAUAGCGACGUGUAAUUUGUAAUGCGCAAUUAAACGAUUAACAAAUAAAGAAAGAAGAAAGAAAAGGAAGAUAAUUUAUUCUCACAUAUCACCUAAAGUUAUUACAAAAAUAAUAAUAAUGAUUAUAACAAUAAUAAUAAUAAUAAUAAUAAUAAUAACAACAAUAAAUCGAGUAAUAUUAUUCGGUAAGAAGAAUGUUCGUAUGAUAAUAUAUUUAUAAGUAAAAAAAAUAUAAUAAUAACAACAACAACAACAGCAACAACAACAACAACAACAACAACAACAAUAAUAAUAAUAAUAAUAAUAAUAAUAAUAAUAAUAAUAAUAAUAAUAAUAAUAAUAAUAAUAAUAAUACUUGUAUCUACAGAUUUUGCAUUUUACCGAAUUAUGUAUACUGCGUGCGAGUCAAUGAGAAGGGAACUUUGAUCGAGAAAAAGUUUAUAUAUAUAUAUAUAAAGAUAUAUAUAUAUAUAUAGUAUAUAUGAGUAUGGAACAAAAAAAUAUAACAAAUAUUUGUAAGUCACUUUUUGUCAUAAUAAUUGUCAAUAAAAAGCGAAAAUACUAUGUGUAAAGAAACGGUUUAAAAUAAUUAUUAUUAUUACUGCUAUUAUUAUUACUAUUAUUAUUAUUAUUAUCAUUGUUAUUUUUUGCGACGGUUAGUUAUAUUUUUAUUUAGUUAUUAUUAAUAUUAUUAUUAUUAUUACUACUAUCAUUACUACUAUUAUUAUGAUCAACAUCAUCAUCAUCAUUAUCAUUUUUAUUAUUACCAAGUUCAAUUCUUGGUUUCUUCUUAUUCUUAUUUCUUAUUGUUAUUGUUUUUAUCAGUUUACGGCUUGGCGCGAAAGCAACAUUCUUUAUCUUUCGUAAAAUAAUCACACUCUUUAUUUCAGCACUGAUGGUGAUAUAUCAUUUUUUAAUUUCAAGGCUGCAGAAGUUUUUGAAUUAAAAUAAGACGAGUAAAAGAUUGAAAAAAAAAAAAAAAA